Puntigrus tetrazona (Sumatra barb) is the source of this 4792-nucleotide messenger RNA. It is a transcript of the gene axin1, whose product is annotated as axin 1. The transcript is spliced from 11 exons. Gene Ontology annotation, biological process: negative regulation of canonical Wnt signaling pathway. Lineage: Eukaryota; Metazoa; Chordata; Actinopteri; Cypriniformes; Cyprinidae. The record is from RefSeq and is a predicted model, not a curated record. The coding region runs from base 755 to 3250 and encodes 831 amino acids.
AACGCUGUCUAUAAAGGGCUCUUUGGAGGGGGCUUUCAAAUCGGGCCUUCAUCAGAUCAAAGGCCUCAGAUCUGGGAUGAAUAUUUGUCCUCGGUGGAUAUGUUUCAAGAUAAUCAAGCAUGGUCAGAGAACCCACCAUUGGGUGAAGCACAGCAGCAAGAGCCCCAUGUUCUCGCCGAUUCCCGACCGAGCCGUCCGUGAACCUGUCGAUACCGCCAUAUGAUGUCAAAAGAAGAGCCCUCAUAACAAACCGAGAGGGGGCAGGGUGGAAAGCGGGAAGAUGAAGAUAAAGAAAGAUGGAGGGGAUAAAGAAAGAUGGAGGGGAGGACCAGCGCCAACUAAACCCAGUUGUGCUUAAAGAUGGCGGCCGGCGAUGCCGCAGACUGCGUAACACCAGACCCGAUCCGUUGAGGAAAGUCUACGCUGAAGAACGGCCAAAAAGUUGUUCUUGCGCACACUGAGAUUCGAAUGGACACAGUCCACAACCUGGAAUGGACCGACUUUUUGUGGACAAUCACCUUGGAUUCUCUGAAAAAGAGGAGGAUGCAGUUUUUACUGGAACUUGAUACAGUCAAUGGUACUGAAAUGGAAUCUUCUGUCAGUGGAGGGAGAGUUGGGGGAAGCCAAAAAACGCGAGACAGAAACGUACGAUUUCCUCAGGAGGAAUUCUUUUGCAGUGGCAUUAAUAGAAGUCUGGAUAUAAACUUUCUGCCUUGUGGGCUGUACUGGGACAGGGUGCAGGGACAUUGUGAGCAUGAGCGUAAACGAUACGGGCUGCUAUCUGCCAGACGUGGGCGGCAGCUUCACUGAGGAUGCCCCCAGACCCCCGGUCCCCGGGGAGGAGGGCGACCUGGUGUCCAGCGAUGGACGGCAAUACAGCCACAGCUUUUACUCGUCUAAGAGCGAGAGCCUCAAGAACGAGACCUCCAUAGCUACGCCCAGAAGACCCGAUCUGGACCUGGGCUACGAGCCCGAGGGUAGCGCUUCCCCGACGCCGCCCUACCUGAAGUGGGCCGAGUCCUUGCACUCGCUUUUAGACGACCAAGAUGGCAUCCACUUGUUCAGGACUUUCCUCAAACAGGAGGAGUGCGCCGACAUGCUGGACUUUUGGUUUGCCUGCAGCGGCUUCCGCAAGCAGGAGGCCAACGAAGGCAACGAGAAGAUGCUGAAGCUCGCCAAAGCCAUUUACAAAAAGUAUAUCUUGGAUAACAAUGGAAUUGUGUCCCGGCAGAUCAAACCGGCCACCAAGAGCUUCAUCAAGGACUGCGUAAUGAAGCUCCACAUCGAUCCCGCUAUGUUCGACCAGGCGCAAACCGAAAUUCAGACAAUGAUGGAAGAAAACACCUACCCUUUGUUUUUAAAGUCCGACAUUUACUUGGAAUACACCCGGACAGGCGGAGAAAGUCCCAAACUGUUCAGCGACCAGAGCUCGGUGUCAGGCAACGGCAAAGCUCUACCGGGCUACCUGCCGACUCUGAACGAAGACGAGGAAUGGCGCUGUGACCAGGAACAGGAGCAGAACCACGAAAGCGACCCCACUCCCAGCAACAGGCUGACCCAGAAGCUGCUCAUGGAAACCGUGCCUCAGCGGGUGGCCAGCAGUAAGAGAUAUCAGGACAACCGUGAGUACAGACACGCGUCAUGGAGGGAGCCCAUCAACCCGUACUACGUGAACACCGGCUACGCGCUGGCUCCCGCCACCAGUGCCAACGACAGCGAGCAGCAGAGCAUGUCCAGCGAUGCAGACACUCUCUCCCUGACCGACAGCAGUGUAGAUGGAGUCCCACCUUAUAGAUACCGUAAGCCGCAUCGACAUGAGAUACACGAAAGUGCCAAAGUUAAUGGGCGAGUGCCACUACCUCAUAUUCCUCGCACAAACCGGAUGCCAAAGGAUAUUCACGUUGAGCCGGAGAAGUUUGCGGCAGAGCUCAUCAGCAGGCUGGAGGGAGUGCUGAGGGAACGUGAGGCGCAAGAAAAACUGGAGGAGCGGCUCAAGAGAGUUCGACUGGAAGAGGAAGGUGACGAUGCAGACAUCUCAACUGCUCCCUCCCUGGCCAAUCACAGGAUUCCUCCCGCAGUCCACGUGCAGCAUUAUGGCGGGCGCUACUCUGAAAUGAGUUACAACGGUCUGCAGCUCCGGGACGCACACGAGGAGAACCCAGAGAGCAUCCUGGACGAGCAUGUGCAGCGUGUCAUGAAAACCCCCGGCUGUCAGUCUCCGGGCACGGGCCGCCACUCUCCAAAGUCCCGCUCCCCUGACGGGCUUCCCGCGAACAAGAUCCCCGGGAUGAUGAUGCCACUGUCCGGUGGCCAAGGCAAGCACCAGGCUCGGCUGGGCCCAAAGGGUGAAGCGGCGCACUAUCACAAACACAUUCACCACACACACUAUCCCGCGGGGGGGAAACCAAAAGAACAGGUGGAGGCCGAAGCCAUAAGGGUGCACGGAGGAUUCGCCUGGAACAUGGAAGUGCAACACCACUUUGGAUCCAAGUCACGCAACUUUGCAGAUGGGAUGAGUGUCGGCCCCAGUGCCAUGGACCCCAUGGGUUACGGCAGUAAAGGAAGCACACUGUCAAAGCGUCCAGUCAGAAAAGGGGAUGAUGGUCGAAACUUUGAGAUGCGAGAGCCUUUGCCCCCUGAUGAUAUGGAGAGGAACCAGAAGAUAUUGCAGUGGAUGAUGGAGGGCGAGAAGGAAGCUGGACGCUAUAAGAGGAGCCCUUACGGAAGCAUCUCUGGCUCCAAGAAGGCUCAGAGUCACGAGGUGUCAAGGCCCAGCUCUGUGGAGCGGCCGGGGGCUGUGCACCCUUGGGUUACCGCUCAGCUCCGAAACAACGUGCAGCCCUCACAUCCCUUCAUCCAGGAUCCAACCAUGCCCCCCAACCCAGCCCCCAACCCUCUCACCCAGUUGGAAGAGGCGCGCAGGCGGCUUGAGGAAGAGAGGAGGAAGUCUGGAACGCUGCAGGCUAAGCAGAGGCAUAAGAAUAUGAAGAAGCAGCCCUGUGAGAACAUCACGGUGGCCUAUUACUUCUGUGGAGAGCCCAUCCCGUACAGGACGUCUGUCAAAGGAAGGAUCGUCACAUUGGGACAGUUCAAAGAGCUGCUUACUAAGAAAGGGAGCUACAGGUAUUAUUUCAAGAAAGUGAGCGAUGAGUUUGACUGCGGAGUGGUGUUCGAGGAGGUACGCGAAGAUGAUGCCAUCCUGCCCAUCUUCGAGGAGAAGAUCAUCGGAAAAGUCGAGAAGAUCGACUGAUUGCCCGGGAGGGAGGGAGGGAGGCGGGAAGAGAGGGACUGGGGCUGCAGAGGUGCAGCAGGAUAUGGAGAACGAAAAGCAAGCGGAGAGCAGGUGCUGAGAUUGGUACAGCGAACGUGGAUGUGCAGGAGAGCGAGAGGUGCAGAGCAGGAAAGUACACUAUUUACUCCGAGGCGUCUACCUCCGCACAACGGCUUUUAAAGUCACACAGCUGCUCAGUGAUCAAGAUCACUUCGCAUUGAGCACGGAGAGCCCUUGGACUCACAGAGACGAAAGCGUGAGGCGGCAUUCUCUCACUUUUGCUAUAUUUCUAACUCUGAAAAAUGUAAUGUAGCAAUGUAAAGUUAGCUUAGAAAAAAGUACUAUGAAUAUGUUUACUAAAGCUGCAUAUUUUUGAUAUGACGUAUCAGAAGGAACAUAUCCUUUCUAAUUUAACAACUCUUGUAAUUUUAUAUGUACUGGUACCAGAUGUGUACAGACUGUCUGUUUAAAAGGAAAAAGAGAAAGUUUUAUAUCUAUUUAAAUAUUUAAAAAAAAGGAAAAACGAAAAAAAAAAAAAGAGGAAUCGGUUCACCCAUAUCAAAGCUGCGGCAUCAACUUGACCCAAGAUGGUGGGCUUUCACAAAGGUGUGGUUAUGGAGAAAUCAUAACCCACGCUUUACCAAGUGCUUUUAACUCAUAAAACUGAUUUGCUAAUUACAGAGAGGGAGGAGUCAGUCGACGCCGCACUUUUCACUGCGUUAUGCAUUGAUGUCAAUGGAGUACCGCUUUGAGCGGAUGUCCUAUACGACGAUGCCUUCACAUUGCUCUCCUUCCUUCGUUGAUGUCACGACAUGCAUGAUAAUUCCUCCCCUCUUCACGCACAGCACGAUUUAAAAAGAACACUCCAAUAGGUUAUUUUCCAACUUAAACAGUCCAGUUUUGUUGUUUUCGAAUCGGUUCAGUCAGUCUCCGGGUCUGGCGAUAGCGUUUUUAGCUGUAUCUUAGCAUAGAUCAUUGAAUCCGAUUUAGACCGUUGGCAUGUUCCUCAAAAAUUGCCAAAGUUUAAAAAUGUAUCCUAUUUAAAAUUUGACUCUUCUGCAGUUGCGUCGUGCUAAGACCGAUGGGGGGAAAAAGUUAUUUUUCUAAGCUGAUGUGGCUAGGAACUAUACUGCGUAAUAAUCAAGAAUAUAAAUAAUCUUUGUUGCCCUACCACGGCUGUAGCAGGUGCAGUGAUAUUACACAGUGCCUGAAUAUAGUCCCAAGCUAGGAAAAAUAUCUUUAAAACUCUUUGGUCAUUUUUGAGUGAGACGCUAACGGUCUAAUCAGAUUCCAUUAUCUAUGCUAAGCUACAGCUAAAACUGCUACCACCAGACCCAGAGAUCAAAAAAAGAAAGGUAAAACUCGAUUGUUUAACUCUAGUUAAGUUGGCAAAUGAACCUAUUUUUAAAAAUAGUUUUGUUCCUUUUAAGAGCAAAGGAUAUAGUGCUGUCAAACAAUGAAUUGCUUCUAAAAUAAAAUUGUUUACGUACGUAUGUGUACUGUAUAUUUAUUGUGUGUAUA